Molecule: messenger RNA, 753 nt
Organism: Gavia stellata (red-throated loon)
Lineage: Eukaryota; Metazoa; Chordata; Aves; Gaviiformes; Gaviidae
Gene: PLP1
Product: proteolipid protein 1
Exons: 8
Coding region: 1-753 (250 amino acids)
Biological process (GO): axon development; central nervous system myelination
Cellular component (GO): myelin sheath; plasma membrane
Molecular function (GO): structural constituent of myelin sheath
Source: RefSeq, a predicted model, not a curated record
AUGGGCACCCCGCUGGGUGUGCAAGGCUGUUUGCUCGAGUGCUGUGCCAGAUGUCUCAUCGGGGCACCCUUUGCUUCACUGGUUGCUACUGGCUUGUGCUUCUUCGGGGUAGCGCUGUUUUGUGGCUGUGGGCACGAAGCCCUCACAGGCACCGAGCAGCUCAUUGAGACCUACUUCUCCAAAAACUACCAGGACUAUGAGUAUCUCAUCGACGUCAUCCACGCUUUUCAGUACGUCAUCUAUGGCACGGCCUCCUUCUUCUUCCUCUACGGAGCCCUGCUGCUGGCCGAAGGCUUCUACACCACCGGCGCCGUCCGGCAAAUCUUUGGGGACUACAAGACCACCAUCUGCGGCAAGGGCCUCAGCGCAACGUUUGUGGGCAUUACCUACGUCCUGACCAUCAUCUGGCUUCUGGUCUUCGCCUGCUCCGCGGUGCCCGUCUACAUCUACUUUAACACUUGGACCACCUGCCAGUCCAUUGCCAACCCAAGCAAGACCUCGGCCAGCAUCGGCACCCUGUGUGCGGAUGCCAGGAUGUAUGGCGUCCUGCCCUGGAAUGCUUUUCCCGGCAAGGUGUGUGGCUCCAACCUGCUCUCCAUCUGCAAGACUAGCGAGUUCCAGAUGACUUUCCACCUCUUCAUUGCGGCCUUCGUGGGGGCAGCCGCCACACUGGUCUCACUGCUCACCUUUAUGAUCGCCGCCACCUACAACUUUGCCGUCCUCAAGCUGAUGGGCCGAGGCACCAAGUUCUAG